AUGUCUGGCCUCUUCCGUUAUCUUGCUACUCAAAAAGUUCGACUUCUUCAAGGAUUAAGCGUGCUAGUUUUCUACUGGAUUUUGGUCUUUGGUACGUUAUUUGUGUUUGGAGCACUUAUAGUUUAUGUGGUAAUUAAUCGUUUGUUUAUUAUUUGGCCGUUCUGUGUCCUUUAUUUGACGUGGGUAUAUUUUAUUGACCUUAAGACCUUUAGCCGUGGAGGUCGAAGAGCGGAGUUCGUUAGAAACAAUCCAUUGUUUGAUUAUAUGAGAGAUUAUUUUCCAAUAAGUUUGAUCAAGACCACACAGCUCGACCCAGCGAGAAACUACAUAUUUUGCUAUCAUCCACAUGGUGCUAUCCCAGAUGGUCUAGCCAUUGGCUUUGGAUCAGAAGCUUUGCAAUUCAGCAAGAAAUUCCCGGGAGUUGUCCCUUACAUUGGAGUGCAUUCAUGUAUGUAUCCAUAUUAGAACAAUAGGAGUAUGUACAUUAGUGCAAAACAACAACAACAACAACUACAAGAGAAUGGGAGUGAUCCCACCUCCUCAUGCCCAGAUCUUACCCUUUCUUACGCUGCUUGGCUGUGGAAGAUCUGGAUAUGAGAUUACCCACCUUAUCAGUUUUAGAUAAAUAUUUUUGACUUGAGCCAAAUUGCAGCCAACAGUUUGACAGUUUCAGAAAAUUGAUAAAUUCCUUCUACUCAUUCCUUCUGCUAGGGGAGAAAGCUUGGAUGCUAUUAGAGUGAGGAAGGUAACCCCUUUAAUAAAUGGGGUCAUUUGGGCAGCACAUGCUUUCUCAUGAAACUUAGCCUGGGUUGAAGAUGUUUGAGGAAUUUGGGCAAACAAGAAUGCAUUUUGCAUGCUCAAUUUUUGCCCCACAUGUACUCCUUCAUGCCCCUCAGUGGCCGCUGGGUUUGACUGUAUUUAGAUUCCCACUAUAGUACCUCAUUGUUAUCAGUUGGUCUGUAGAAGUACGCCUUGGGGUCAAUGAUAUUAAUAGACUGCGAGCAGUCUCUUAUUUUUCUUUGCGAAGUUAGUGCACGUGAAAAACGAGGGUGUAAGCCCGAGAAGAAAAAUUAAGAGACUGCUGACUCCUUUGUUUUGUCGGGGGACAACCAAGCUGUCAACGUAAUUUAAUUAAUCAAUGAAACCUGAGUAACUUGAAAUGAUUUAUAAAUAGAACAAAAACAACUGAAAAAUUUACACUUUCUUUAAAUCCAGCAUGAUUGCCUUGAAUUCGUUUCCCUUGAGGAAAUUUACAGCAGUCUCCUUCUGUAAGAUAUCCUUAAAAGUUUUAUUACUGACAUUACUGCUUGGUUCCCUAUGUUUGCAGUUGGUUGUCAAGUGUGACUAUUUUUAUUGCUUGCAAUCCCACCACAGACCAGUCAGUUAUCUGUCAACAGCUGUGCAAUUGACCAAUCGGUUUCUCCGUUUCUGGGCUGACGGAGGGUUUGUUUACUACAAAAGAGUCAGCAGUCCGUCUUUUCUCAUCUGGUCUCAAUCCCUUAUUGUAAUAAUAAUGUCGUGGUUUGCAAUCGCGCUGGAUGAGACAAGAACUAGAUGGAUUUUAAGAGGAAAGGCGGACUGCAAGCAGUCUAUGAUAUUAACUCGGAGUAAGACAUAGGGGUUGAUUCUCACCUCACCUGCCUUGAGUGCAAGUUAAUAAAAAAAGUUAAUUAAGCACUUAUCUAUUUCUCUGCUCCUGUGGGAGCUGCGGAAUAGAGUUUCUGAGUAUUUUUUACUUCUUUUCCACAGUUAUGGGUUGGUCUCCAAUCUUUCGUGAAAUUGUAAUGGGUCUUGGAGUGGUAAAUGUCAGCCAGGAAAGCUGCAAGUUUGUACUGACUCAGCAGGGUCCUGGACAUUCGGUUGCCAUUGUUGUUGGAGGUGCCUCUGAAGUUCUUAACCUAUUCCCUGGCUCCUAUAUUCUUACUUUAGAAAGACGAAGAGGCUUCAUUAAGCUGGCCUUGGAGACUGGGUAACAUUCCUCUUUCUUUGAAUGUGGUAGGGGAAUGGCGAAUGUAAUGAGAGGAAUAUUUUCCUCAAGGGAGACUCCUGUAUUAGUGGUAGAAAUCGCAGAGUUUGGUCUCACUUAGGCUGUUCUGGAUCAAAAAGCCCCUAUUUUGACCCAUACCAUUGUAACUUAGGGCUUUGUAUAAAGAAUUAUCUACAGAAACCAAACCCGGGCACUGUCAAAGUGUGUUGAAAACAGCAUUUGAUGCUAAAGACCUUUAGCACUUUGAAAAUCACUGUAGCUCUUAUUUGAGUACAGUCUCCUUCAGGAAUCAGAUGGGAUACUAAAAACUGAACAAAUCUGAGCAAUUUUUUCCAUGGUACUUUUUAACAUCGCAGAGAACAUGACUUUAUUCUGUUGUUUAUCGUCAGACGUAUCAGAAAAUGCCUCAAUCCUUUAAUACCCUGUUUGUUCUUUGAACUGGUGAUAACUAAGAAACUGUUUCUUUGCUAUACUUCAAGGUCUUCCUUGGUUCCAGUAUUUGGAUUUGGGCAAAACGACGUGUUUAAUAAACAGCCGAAAAUCGACUACCUGUUAAGAUACAAACCUGGACGCAGCAAGUGGGAGAAGUGGUCAAAGGUUUUCUUGAAAGGUGUCAUGCAGGUCAUGUUUGCGCGUUUUGGGGUCAUGCCCUAUCCACAUCCUAUUACUGUUGUUGGUAAGUUCCAAAUAAUACUAUAAAAAGUUAGAACAUUGCACCACAUUUACGAAGGCCUGUUCUAGGCGUUCAGAUAGUAGAGAUGACACAAAGGAAGAAGAAAGAAAAAAUGGCGAGGGGUUGCACUCCACUAUCCGCAAAUGGUACGAUAAUCACUCGGUCAUUUUCCCGCCAUUGUUUGCGUUAGUAUUCUAUUCACAUACAUUCAUAUUCAUGCUCAGUUCUAAUAAGGUAUGGGAAAAAAGAUUGAUCAGCGGACUAAGCCAAGCUGGAACAGCUUGGCUUAGGAAGAGUUCAAGAUACGACUCACGCGAUUUUUGGGCGGGACUGGGUGGGCCGUCCACCUCUUCGCGGCUCCGCUGAAAAACUGAGCAAGAAUGGUCUAUUUUCGCGCCAAACCAGAAUUUAUUAUCGGUAAUUACGUAAUCGCACGUGAGACCGCUAGACUAGCCAUGAAAGAACCCAUUAUUGAAUUAUUUUAACCUCGCAUAUCAUUAUGAGUGUUGUGAAUAGUAUUCUAUUCACAUACAUUCAUAUUCAUGCUCAGUUCUAAUAAGGUAUGGGAAAAAAGAUUGAUCAGCGCCCAACAGCCCUCACUGUUCCUUAAAUAGUCUUAGAUAAUUGCACUCCGACUCUCAAAUCCUCUUACAACUUCCCAAUCCUCAAUCCUCCAACCCCUCUCAUAACUUUAAUCCCCAAGUACAGUAAGACACAGCUAUACGUUUACAAUUAUAAUCAAACUAAACUGGUAUGAGUUUCCAUAACAACAUCUCUUCAUUAAAGAAACGAUAGUACAAAGGUUAUAAUCCAUUCCAAAAACACCCUAGCCAAACAAAGUAUCCUCAUUCUGCUGGGCGUUUCCUCUGCUCAGCAGCUGGAAAAGCACACACAAAACGUUUCAGCUGAUUCACAUCCUGCCAUGGAGCCACCACAUUCUCAGCAGAAGGCGUAGCAAGUCGUCCCGACGGGCCAUCAUGUUUCAGAACCUUGGCCAGCUGAAGGUAAUAUAAGGCGGUAUGCCUCCUAGCCCAACCCACGUGUUCCAUAAUCUCAGACAGAUCCGCUCCUGUGAGGGCCAACGUUAUCGCACAACCCGAACGAAAGCCAUGCAAUGUCUCACCAUCAUCAGCUUUCAUCUGCUUGAGAUACACUUUAAGACGCGCAUCUGCUGCUGAAGAACUAAAUGGAGAAUCUUGGACACCAUUAUUAGAAGUUGUCGGACGAAACAAAUAUCCCUUUGUUAAAUCAACGCCUAACUCCCUUGCCACUUCGACAUAUUGCUCAACGCCCUUCACAGGACAGAUGACCGACUGGGGAUUUCUGCGAACACCAAAGACAUUACUGUCACCAUCCCGCAAAGUCUUACCCCAGAUAUGAUUAAAUAAGAACCCAUCAUCAUUUGGAAAACGAAGGAUCUCCGGAACUUUUACCUGACCAAGAUCUCCUGGGCGGUCCCCACUAAAGAACGCCAACUUAAAAUAAGCUUGGUCACGUGCGAUAAUGAAACGGUCAAGUUUCGACUUUGAUCUCGCUAGCUCGCCUUCAAGAUACUUCGAUAACUGAGUCAAUUUGUCCACAAAGAAUGGCGUGGCUUGUUUUGGAGUAACACGGGCCUGUAACUGCUCCGCUGUGACAAGACGAAGGUAAUCUUUAACCAAUUUAUCAGAGGCUGGGUUACCAAGACCUAGCCGCUUGUCCCACUCUCCGUCCCGACCAAUGGAAUGGAAAAUCGAUCUUAACUUUCCUAUGUAAGAGUCCACAGUCUUGUACGACAAUCUCAAGGGGCAGCCACAUGACUGUUUACCAUGCUGACCCAAAAAUUCACACGUAUUGAGGUGUACCUGUGUUUUGCCACGCUUGUCUUUAAAGAUCAGGAAGCGACACAAGUCCCUAGGCGUCACUGUCGCGAGAGUAACAAAACCCGGCAGAGCACCAAGAAAAGCCUCAAGUUCCCUCUGAAGAGAAUCCUUCUGCUUUUUAUAACUGGUUGCCUGAUCGUAGUGAAGUAACUGCUGCAACCGCACUUCAAUUCCAUCAAGGUCAACGAUAACAUCAGAGUGUUCCUUGCCAAGCGUUGUCAUAACCUUUCGCUUGUAGCCACAACGUUGACAAAAACGGAAGUCAAAAUCAUUAGCGUGUCCACAGGUUGGGCAUUUAACCGACUGGACAAACAGCUUUGCCAUGACUGGAAGCUCCUACAAACCAGAAAAGAAGAACCCUAUCAUACACCACAAACCAGUAGCACAACAGGUCAAAAUGUAUGCCAAGACACACCUAAAAACACACUGCAAAAACCCAGAGAUCUCCAGGAAUGCCCUUGUGAGGCAGCCACCCCUUUUUGGACGGGACCAAGAGAGCGUUGCCAUCGCCACGAACAGCCAGACAUCUACUCUUUACAGCUUUAUUCAUAAGGAGAGGCCACCAGUACUUCUUAGGAAACACGUCCAGCACCACUACUGUGCACGACUGUUUAAAACUCUGCAGAAAUUUUAAGACAGGUCCCGUUAAGGCCAUGGGAGGAAAAACAUACGGUCUGGCCAUAAGCGCUCCGAGGGAAGCAAGGUCCUGUGUGAAGAGAUUUACACCAGACGAUCCGGGAGAGGGAAUCGGCGUAAAAUGAGGGAGAGAAUACCCGUGCGCAUCCGUCAUACUAUUCGAAUCCAAGGCCAUAAGGUCGCAAGUAUGGCCUUCCCUACCACCAAACUCCUUCUGAACAAUCUGCCACAAGCCAUCCGACAAUUUACUAUCUGAGUGGGACAGGCGCCUUGAUGGAGCAUCAGCAGGAUUCUGACCAGUCGGAAUGUAAGACAUGUGCAGAGAUAAGCUAAGCUUCGACGUUGUGAAGAAAAGCCGUUUCAAUGCCAUAUUAAGCUCCAAGCUUCUACCACCCUGGUUGUUCCAAGCCUCGACAACGGCCUUAUUGUCAACAAAAGCAUCAACUCUAGCAUUGAACAGUUUGUCUUUAAAAGCCAUUAACGCCAUGUCGACCGCAAUAGCUUCCUUCGCGGCGAUCCCCCAUUUGCACUGCUCUUCCGUCCAAUAAUCUGAUAUUUCCUCACGAUGAGGGGCUAACAAAAUAGCACCCCAGCCUGAUGCGGAAGCAUCAGUUGCAACGGACACACGAAUAUGACGCUCAUCCCGCCAUGUUACCGGAUCAUCCCAACCCUCCAAAAACAGCCAAUGGGAGAUCUCCUCACGCAGAUCCCCCCUGAUGGGUAUUAGCCUGUGGGGAGUACGUUGGCCACCGGCAAUAGCUGCAUUCAUCUGCUUCGUAAACAACUGGGCUGCAGGUACUGCUAGACUAAAAGAGACACAUUUCCCAACCAGGCGUUGCAAGGUUUUCACCGUAACCUUAGAGGCAUGGAGUAUUUCACGGACAAGUUGCAAGAAUUUCUCCUUCUUUUCCGGCUUUAAGCAGAACACCUCCCUAGAAGAAUCCGCUAAAAAACCAAGGUAGGGAACCACUUUACUUGGGAACAAUAUUGACUUUUGCAAACCAAGGAAAUAGCCCAAGCUGACAAGAUGGUAAGCAACAAGAAAUAUAGCCGACCUAGCCGCCGCAAGAUGACGAUCAUCAACAGUGUUAAUAGUAGCGUAUUCCCCCUUAUCGAGUGCCACCUGCAGUUCGCCAUUGUGUCGAUCAUCGAUGUAGAGCAAACAAGGGAUUCCUAUAGCUCUAAGGAAAUUACUAGCCAACAGGCCAGUAGUAUGAUAUACAAACGGGGAGAUCUUCCACCCAAAAGGAAGGGUAUUAUACGUGAAAUACCACCCUCCCCAUUGGAUCCCAAAAUACGUGCGGCUGUCUUCAGAAAGAAGAAUAUGGUCAUAGCCAGACUUAUCGUCUAGGACCGUUUGGUAGGUAUCCUUGCCCACGUAACGCGGUAAAUCUAUCAGCCUGUCUAAAGAGAAAGGCAUAUCACGCAUCCAUAAAUUAAGAUAGCGCGCAUCGUGACAUAACCUUGGCUUUGUUGGCUCAACUGUAAGGGGAAGAACAAUAAAUGGAGGGUCAACCACACCCACUCUCCCCAACAGCGAAAUAGCUCCAGAUCUCAAGCGCGCAACUAACGUUUCCUCCACAAAUGACACAAAAGGCUUGCAAGAGACAUUGUUCUUAAACACCUUCAUCGGAGGCUCGUCUGAAUCGAACAAUUCUCCUUUAAAACUUCCUUUAAAAUGCUUGAAAAACGGCUUAAUCGAGACCUUGUCCCUUAUCCACCCAAGAAUCUGUGCCUGUUGGGGUGACGAGCUAUCUCGCGCAAUGUACUGCCAAUACUCGAAAUGGUUAUGCAAUUCUCCAGCUCGAAAACAAUGUGGGUCACGGAACAAUAACUCCGAAAUAUCACCAAUUAACUCUCCCCUCUGUAUCCUCUGUAAUCUAACACGGUCACAGGCUGUCACUUCUCCACUGACCUCGACGGGGUUACCGAAACAAUCGACCCAGGACAUUGGAAGCUCAAUUUCUUUGCCUCGUAACUCCUGAAGUCGAAGAUCAAAGGAGUCAGAUUUUUCCCAACACCACAUGUUUCCCUAGGAAAAAGGGGUAGUGAAGACACCUUUAAACACUGAAUCGCCGAAAAAUCUAAGACCAUAUUAAAAUCAUCCCCGUCAAAGUCAGCAGAGAAAUAACAGCUAAGACCAGCGAGGCUGGAGGGCCCUUGUCUCAAGGAUACCCCUUUUUCAAAGUCGUUAUAACUAUGCUGACAAAAUAGACAGAGUAAAAUAUGCACUAGAUUGAUUCAAUACACACAAAAGUUUGUUUAUUAUCGCAAAGAAUUAAGCAAUAUUACAACACACAGCCUUGUCCAGGCGGCCUUCAACCUAUAACACCGGUGCGAACUAACGAGAUCUAAACACAAGCUACUUGUCUGAUUUGGGAUCCGUUUUCCUCUGCUUGGACUUCAAAUCAGGACAAUCAGCUUUGAUAUGACCUCGCCUAUGACAAAAAUAACAUCGCAAAGAAAAUAGACGAGACGGACGUGCCACACCAGAACCCCUGUUGUCGUUCGCUUGAGGCUUCUUGCGAUUUGACUUCUUUUCUACUUUAGAAACGAUAUCCAGGACCCUCUCGUGGUCCUUGUCUCCUAAUAGGCGCAUAACAAGGUCCUUGAAGUGGUCCUUCGACAACUCCACCUUUUCCCUCGCCGACUGAUGAACGAGCCGAUAGUAGUUCUUCCUGUCAUGAUUACGGUCAGCGGCCUUGUUAUGCAGAGUCUCCAGCAUCUCAAGCACCUCAUACUUGUUAAACUCUGUCAACGGGCGGGAAGCAUAAGCCAAGAUCUGUUCCACGAGCUUCUCAGGCGACGCGUUGGUUACUGCCUCCACUGACUGCUUUAACUGUCUCACCUCCUCACGCAAUCUCUGCAAAGGAACAAAGAGACUCUUAAUCACCGCCCACCUCAAUGUGCGAAGCACUCAGUGUUAUGCAUAAAAAACCUCAUUACAGGCCUCGUGAAAAAACAAAAACAUCACGUAACUUCUCGCGUUACCAUGUAUAAACAUCCUUCGGCAGGCACAGCCAAAGGAGAAAAUACAAGUAAGACGACCUAGCAACGUUCAACAAUUAACGAUGACCCAUUAUCAUAACUCAUAACAAACAUCCAAAGGCCACAUCAGCCGAAGGAAAAGACAAAACACAAAUGACACCUCGCUGUCACCAUUCGUAACCAUCCCACGACCGCAAAAAGGCUGAAGGAAAUACAAAUAAGCGAAUUCACGGCGUCUCUCUAGCCAAAAGCUAGAUGUCACCGCCGAACAAAACGGCCACGUCGCUUGUACAAUAAGCGAGUCCACAGCGUUCCUCUAGCUAAAAGCUAAACGCCCAACGCUGGUCCGUCAACCAACCACCGCCGAACAAAUCGGCCACCUCGCCUGUACGGUUUGUAACCAUCCAACGACCACAAAGGCCGAAGAAAAUACAAACAAGCGAGUCCACGGCGUUCCUCUAGCCAAGAGCCAGGCGCCGACCGCUAAUCCGUCAACUAGCCACCGCCGAACAAAUCGGCCACCUCGCUCGUACGGUUUUGUAACCAUCCAACGACCACAAAGGCCGAAAGAAAUACAAAAUAAGCGAAUCCACGGCGUUCCUCCAGCCACAAGCCAGACGCCGAACGCUAGUUCGUUAACUAGCCACGCGGAAUAACCCGACAAUCUUCCGAAAAGAUUUCGAUAACAGGCCGCGAUCGGGCCAAAAGCUCUCCGUUAUUCUCUCCACCAUGCUGUGUGAAGAACCUGAAAGAUACGACAGACAAGAGAAAUAUGCCACGAAAGAAUUCAUAACAACUAAAAGAGAACUACCUCCAGUUCCUGAGGCUGAGCGACAUUAACAUUCUGGUUGCCAUCCGGUGGAUUCACAACCGGCGGAUUCACCACUAGCGGGUUCACGACCGGUGGAUUCACGACUGGCUCUACAGGAUCGACAAGUAACUGAACGUUCGGCUCCGGAGGUUGACCCUCAGCCAUCAGGAAAUCGUCAAGAAAAUCGCGUGGGUCGUAUCUUCCAAAAGAAAAGAGACCACCUCUUCGCGGCUCCGCUGAAAAACUGAGCAAGAAUGGUCUAUUUUCGCGCCAAACCAGAAUUUAUUAUCGGUAAUUACGUAAUCGCACGUGAGACCGCUAGACUAGCCAUGAAAGAACCCAUUAUUGAAUUAUUUUAACCUCGCAUAUCAUUAUGAGUGUUGUGAAUAGUUUGUCGCUUUCAACGUGAAGAAGUUACUUUUGGCGUCCGUGAGAAACGUGAGUAAAACUGAUGUUUUUUUAUCAUUGUUAGAAACAACAGGGAUCGUAUCUUAAAACAUCAGUUUUCACAUCACGUUUUAUAGUGGAAGUCACACUUCUCUAUCAUCAUUUGACAAAACCAAAUUUUAAAGAAACGAAACUGGUUUUAUUGACCGCCGGAGUGUCUUGCGUAAACGGGUUACACCUUGUUUUAUAUUAACACCUUCACCGGCACAUUUGCUCGUCUGUAGUGAUGGGCUUUACCCCGUGUAGAUUAUAUAAUUAGAGUAAUCUUAACUGUAACCUGUUUUUCUUGACUUCCUUUUCAGUUGGAUCUCCUAUCCCAGUGGAGAAAGUGGAAAAUCCAAGCGAGCAACGAAUAAAUAAACUGCACUCGGAGUACAAAGAGAAACUUAAGGAGCUGUUUGAACAACAUAGGGACGCAUGCGGUGUACCAAGAGAAACUGAGCUUGUUAUUCAAUAG
Molecule: messenger RNA, 9861 nt
Organism: Porites evermanni
Lineage: Eukaryota; Metazoa; Cnidaria; Anthozoa; Scleractinia; Poritidae
Source: the annotation of a GenBank genome assembly